AUGGCGAACGAGGACCUCAUCACCGUCACUUACAAGCCCCGCGUGGCCAUCAUCACCCUCAACAACCCCAAGAAGCUCAAUGCUCUCAACCAGGACCUCUACUACCUUCUGGGCGAGCGUCUCCGUGAAGUCGACAAGCGCGAGGACAUCUCCGUCACCGUCCUCACCGGCAAUGGCCGCUUCUUCUCCGCCGGCGCAGACGUGACGUCCUCCCGCCCCGGCGGCGCCCUCAGCGGCAACGUCCGCCGCGAGAUCGUCCGCGGCUUCAUCGCCAACAACAUCGACAUCACGCACACGGUGGCGCACCACUCGAAGAUCCUGGUGGCCGCGCUGAACGGCCCAGCCGUGGGCCUGUCCGCGGCGCUGGUCUCCAUGGCCGACUUCAUCUACGCAGCCCCGCACACCUUCCUGCUGACGCCGUUCUCGUCGCUCGGGCUUGUCGCCGAGGGCGCCGCGUCGCGCGCCAUGGUCGAGCGCCUCGGCAUCGCCAAGGCCAACGAGGCUCUCAUCAUGAGCAAGCGCAUCACCUGCGACGAGCUCGUCGCCACCGGCUACGUGAAUAAGGUCAUCGCCGCGCCCUCCGGCAAGCCCGACGACUCCGACGGCUUCCUGCGGAAGGUCCUCGAGGAGGUCGAGGACCGCCUCGGCGAGCACCUCAACCAGUCCAGUCUGCUCAAGAUCAAGGAGCUGAUCCGCCGGCCGGAGCGCGAGGUCCUGGAUCGUCAGAAUCACAUCGAGGUGUUUGCCGGCCUCGAACGCUUCCUCAUGGGUGUGCCGCAGGAGGAGUUCCGCAAGCUGGCCUCCGGCGAGAAGAAGCAUAAGCUGUAG
Molecule: messenger RNA, 828 nt
Organism: Aspergillus terreus NIH2624
Lineage: Eukaryota; Fungi; Ascomycota; Eurotiomycetes; Eurotiales; Aspergillaceae
Product: dodecenoyl-CoA isomerase
Exons: 2
Coding region: 1-828 (275 amino acids)
Biological process (GO): fatty acid beta-oxidation
Cellular component (GO): peroxisomal matrix
Source: RefSeq, a predicted model, not a curated record